AUGAAAAAUGACAGCUGGGAAUGUUGGCAAAAUUCAAGUAAACAAGGCAGCAUUGGUUCAAUUUCUCAGAUUUCUGAGAGCAAAGUUUCUGUCUUAAUGACAAUGGCUGAAGGGGAUGUGUUGCUCGCAAAGGACCCUGUAGGUUCUGAGACAUGUACAGCUGAAGUCCCUUCAAUUAAAGACAUAGAGCAGCUUUUGAAUACUGGGCAAUCUUCUUGUAACCACACUGAUGAAGUAUGGCCUAACCUCUUCUUAGGAGACCUAGUUACAGCUCACAACAGAUUUGGUUUAUGGAAGAUGGGCAUUACCCAUGUUUUAAAUGCUGCCCAUGGCACAAUGUUAUGCCAAGGAGGCCAAGACUUUUAUGGCACUAGCACUGAUUACUAUGGCGUACCAGCCUAUGACCUUCCAGACUUCGACAUAAGCCAAUACUUUUUCUCUGCAGCAGAGUUUAUACACAAAGCCUUGAACACACCAGGAGCUAAAAUUUUGGUGCACUGUGCGGUUGGAAUAAGCAGGUCAGCUUCUUUGGUGUUGGCAUACCUCAUGAUAAAUCAUCACCUCCCGUUAGUCAAAGCCAUCAAAGCAGUGAAGGAACAUCGAUGGAUUUCACCCAAUCAAGGGUUUCUGAAACAGCUGCGAAAUUUGGACAUUCAGCUACGACAAACAAGAGGCUGUUGAUCAGUGAAUAGAUCCAAAAUAUCUUUAAGUCACUUUUUAAAUGUCUAGGAAUGUUCUCAUGAAGAUUUGGUCUUCAGAAUCUUUGCACUUA
Molecule: messenger RNA, 772 nt
Organism: Dermochelys coriacea (leatherback sea turtle)
Lineage: Eukaryota; Metazoa; Chordata; Testudines; Dermochelyidae
Product: dual specificity protein phosphatase 13-like
Exons: 3
Coding region: 1-681 (226 amino acids)
Biological process (GO): negative regulation of MAPK cascade; protein dephosphorylation
Cellular component (GO): cytoplasm
Molecular function (GO): MAP kinase phosphatase activity; protein tyrosine/serine/threonine phosphatase activity
Source: RefSeq, a predicted model, not a curated record